AUGUCACCUUCAGGAAUGCUUAAACUUUGCAUACUAAUGGCUUCCUUCAUCUUGGAAGCCUCAGCAGCUUGUAACUUCUACAGGGAUGUCAAGAUCAAUUUUGGCGAUGGAAGAGCUAAGAUAGAUAAAUCAGGCCAGCUUCUCACACUGUCUCUUGACAAAUUAUCUGGUUCUGGUUUUGAAUCCGAAUAUGAAUAUAUCUUCGGUAGAUUCGACAUGCCAAUCAGACUUGUACCUGGGAAUUCAGCUGGCACAGUCACCACAUUCUUUUUAUCUUCUCAAGGCGAAAGGCAUGAUGAGAUUGAUUUUGAGUUCCUAGGUAAUGCAUCUGGGCAACCAUAUACCCUUCACACCAAUGUUUAUGCACAAGGAAAAGGAAACAGGGAACAACAAUUCCGUCUCUGGUUCGAUCCAACAGCAGCCUUCCACACUUACUCUAUAGUUUGGAACCCCCGGAGGAUUAUUUUCUUGGUAGAUGGUAGUCCCAUCAGAGUAUUCAACAACGAUGAAGGAGCUGGCAUUCCAUUCCCAAAGAACCAGCCCAUGAAGGUUUACUGCAGCUUAUGGAAUGCAGAUGAUUGGGCAACACAAGGUGGACGGAUCAAAACAGAUUGGACACUAGCCCCUUUUUUGGCCUCCUAUAGAAACUUCAACCCUGAUGCUUGUGUAUGGUCAGCAUCAACCGGUUCAUCAUGUGCUUCCAGAUCCCCUGAUUCUGUCAAUACACAAGCAUGGCAAACUCAAGGACUUGAUGCUAAGGGAAGAAACAGAAUGCGAUGGGUCCAAUCCAAGUUCAUGAUCUAUGAUUAUUGCAAUGAUUCCACAAGGUUUAAUGGACGUUUUCCUGCAGAAUGUAGGCGUUCAAGGUUUCUUUAG
Molecule: messenger RNA, 876 nt
Organism: Coffea eugenioides
Lineage: Eukaryota; Viridiplantae; Streptophyta; Magnoliopsida; Gentianales; Rubiaceae
Product: xyloglucan endotransglucosylase/hydrolase protein 22-like
Exons: 3
Coding region: 1-876 (291 amino acids)
Biological process (GO): xyloglucan metabolic process; cell wall biogenesis
Cellular component (GO): cell wall; apoplast
Molecular function (GO): xyloglucan:xyloglucosyl transferase activity; hydrolase activity, hydrolyzing O-glycosyl compounds
Source: RefSeq, a predicted model, not a curated record